AUGGUUCAGGGACUUGGGUCUGAUGAGAGUAUGCUCUUGAAUGGCAUUAAUGAUGAUGGAUUCUCUGUUUCGGAGGAGUUUCCGAACCCUCCGCCGUCUGACUAUCCGGAUUCAAUGAACAAUGCUGGUUAUGGGUAUCAGAGCUCAGAAGAAGGUACCUCUAAGAGGAUCAGACUCUCACCAGAGUUCAAUCUACAGGAAGAGAAAAUCAACUUAUGUGAACGGAGGAGUCCUCUUGGAUUGAAAUUGAGAAAGACACCAUCAUUUGUUGAUUUAAUAGAGAUGGAGUUAUCCCAAGCAAGGAAAACAGUCUUGAUGAACAAUGACAAGCCACAAGCAAAGACGGAUGAUUUUUCAUCUCAGCCAAUAUCUGAGAAGCUUAAGGCUUCAAACUUCCCUGCAUCGUCACUUAAGAUUGGCUCUUGGGAGAGAAUUUCCAGGCAUGAAGGUGAUUUGAUAGCUAAAUGUUACUAUGCUAAAAGGAAAUUGGUGUGGGAAGUUUUGGAAGGUGCAUUGAAGAGUAAGAUUGAAAUCCAAUGGGCUGACAUUUCGGCGAUUAAAGCUACUAUUGGUGCUAACCAACCGGUGGUGGAUGUCACGCAGUUGAACCAACCACCCUUGUUUUUUCAAGAGACUAAUCCCCAGCCACGGAAGCACACCAUUUGGCAAACAUCAUUAGAUUUUACUGGUGGUCAAGCUCCCAUUUACAGGAGGCACUGCGCUAUCUUCCCUCCUGGGGCCCUUGAUAAGCCCUAUGAGAAGCUUUUGCAAUGUGACCAGAAGCUACUAAUGUUGAGCCAAAGACCUUUCCCAAGUCAGGAAUCUCCUUACUUCACCUCAAAUACCUUUGGAUUUACGGACUUCCCUUUGGAGUUCAAUGGAUGCACUCCAGUGGUUGCUCCUGCAGGACUUGGUCUGCAAUAUCCUUUCGCGAAUUUUGCUUCACAUUUAGUUCCGGAUCAGCAUCAACUAGACAAGUUCAGGGCAAUGCCAGCGGAUCUCGGUGUCAUAGAUUCAGAUUCACCAAUGUCAGUUAUGGACUUUCACCGACUGGAUAAGAAAGCCAGCAAUUACACGUUUGGGAAUCAAAGUACAGGAUUUGGGGAUACUCAAGGAGGAAUCAACAUUAUCAACAAUUUUCCGAAGGGAGCUCAGAUUCGAGGAUCAACAUCUAUUGAUUUGAGUGCACAUUCCAAUCCAGCUUUUUAUUGUCAGGGUUAUAAUCUAUUGAACCAGGGGGAAGCAACAGGAAUGUAUAGUACUCCAAGCAGUGGAAUACUAGUUCAAAACCAUUUGCAAGAUUACCCCCAAAACGUAUUCUCUGGUGAUAAAACAGUGGUUGGGUUGAACCACAGAAAUGAGGAUGGCACAAAUCACUUGGAAUAUCAACAUGUAAGACUCACCAAUGAUCAGCUGAUGUUGGAUACUACUGAGCCUUUAGGACUAGAUGGUGGACUACCUUGCCCGACUCCCGCUUGUUGGCUGCCUUCUCAAUAUUCUCAUGGAAAUGUGACGAUGCUUCCACCAACGAACAACGUGUGGUAUCCAAGCGUGUUCCCAGAGCAAACAGAGGAAGAAUUUGGAGCUGUAGACUCCACCCAAGAGAUUCACCAUUGGAGAUAA
Molecule: messenger RNA, 1623 nt
Organism: Ilex paraguariensis (yerba mate)
Lineage: Eukaryota; Viridiplantae; Streptophyta; Magnoliopsida; Aquifoliales; Aquifoliaceae
Source: the annotation of a GenBank genome assembly